Messenger RNA from Ambispora gerdemannii, 2379 nucleotides. The record is from the annotation of a GenBank genome assembly. Lineage: Eukaryota; Fungi; Glomeromycota; Glomeromycetes; Archaeosporales; Ambisporaceae.
AUGAAAAGGAAACUUGCAGGUUCUUUAAAAAAAAGAUCGCCCGUAAAAAAGAAAGCAAAAACUAUUGAUUCGAGCCUAAAACAGCCCAAACUUGAAUUCUUUUUUAAUAAUCAACUAAAACGACAGAAUGAAACAAAGUUUCCGGAAGAAGGGAUUAUUCAUGAGACUGAGACAACAAGAGAAGAGAAUUCAGCCUUAGAAGCUACUCGAGAUGACACACAGCUUGAAGAAACAAAAUUAAACACAACUCCCAGCAGCCAAUCUAGAGAAAAUAUCGAUUUCGAAACAAUUUUGUCAAAAGACAUAGUAAAAUUUGAUCCAUCAAAAAUCGAAUGGAGUACACCCACUCUAUAUAGCUUUCUCUGCUCUACUUUUUCAUUGGUUGAUAAAACGAAAAGUCGAAUAAAAAUACUGGAUUAUAUAACAAAUAUGUUACGCGUUUUGAUCUAUCAUGAUUCGGCCAGUGUAUUGCCUGCAGUUUGGCUUUCGUCAAACGAGAUCACACCAUCAUAUGAAGGAGUGGAACUUGGCAUUGGGUCGCAUGUUUUAUCGAAAGCAGUCACUUCAGUUUCGGGGUGUUCACAUAAAGCUCUAAAGGCUUUUUAUGAUAAAUAUGGUGAUUGGGGUGAUGUCGCUUAUGAAGCAAAGGUUUCAGUGCGAACACUGUUCGAGCCACGACCACUUGAUAUCCGUACGGUAUAUAAAAAUUUGCUGGGUAUAUCGAAAUUGAAGGGUAAUGGUAUGGUGGACCAGAAAACGGAUUUAGUGAAAAAAUUAUUAAUCUCGUGUAAAGGUGAGGAGGUGAGAUAUCUUACUAGGACAUUGAUUAGAAAUUUGCGUGUUGGCGCUGUUGGAAAAUCAGUAUUAAUUUCCUUGGCGCGUGCAUUUUGUUUGACAAGCCCAAAGGGGAUCGACAGAAUUGCAAAUAGUCAAUACAGUGUUGAUUUUACAAAUGAUUCGAAGGAAACAAUCAAUACAAAACUUAAAGCUGCUGAAAGUUUAUUGAAAGAGUGUUUUGCACAGUAUCCAAAUUAUGAUGGGAUUGUAAAUACUUUACUGUCACAUCCAAUUGAUAAACUAAUGGAAUUAUGUCAUUUAACAGUCGGAGUGCCCUUACGUCCGAUGUUAGGACAAAUUACGCGUGAUUUUGACUCACUGUUUAAGAAACUUCAAGGAAGACCUUGCAAUUGCGAGAUGAAAUACGAUGGUCAACGUGUACAAAUACAUUACAAUUCAAAUUCGUCAUCUAAUCGUCAAGUAUCGGUAUUUAGUCGUCAUUUGGAAAAUAUAACUGAAAAAUACCCGGACAUAGUAGAUAUAAUACCAAAAACACGAAAAGAUUCAAUUACCUCCUUCAUAUUAGAUGCUGAAGUCGUGGCAGUCGGAGAAAAUGGGAAAAUUGAAAAUUUUCAAAAAUUAUCAAAUCGAUCUCGUAAGAAUGUCACCCUGUCGUUGAUUACUAUUCCUAUAUGUAUUUUUGCAUUUGAUCUAAUGUAUUUGAAUGAAGAGCCUCUGCUUAAGAAAUCACUUCGAGAACGACGUGAUCUCUUAGAAACUAGGUUUAAUCAAAUACCAAACAAAUUUGCGUUUGUUAAGCAUAUUGAAUCUUCGAGCGAGGAAGAAAUCCACGAAUUCUUUAGAGAGUCAAUUGAGGCAGGGUGUGAAGGAAUAAUGGUGAAAGUAUUAGAUGAGCCACCACGCUCUUUAGACAUCAAGACAAGAAUGAACUUUUUAGCCAGCUAUGAACCAGAUAAAAGAUUGGAGAGUUGGAUCAAACUAAAAAAAGAUUAUAUUGAAGGACUUGGGGAUAGUCUUGAUGUCGUGCCAAUUGGUGCCUGGCAUGGCAACGGCAGAAAGGUGAAUUGGUGGAGUCCAAUACUUUUAGCCGUUUAUAAUCCAGAAACUGAAAUGUUUGAAAGUUUAUGUAAAUGCAUGUCAGGAUUUAGCGAUGAAUUUUAUAAAGAAAUGAAACAACGAUAUUCUCAUGAGAACGGAAAUUUAUUGGAAACGAAAAAAUGGUAUUAUGAUGUUGAUGAAGGAUUAAGACCCGAAGUAUGGUUUGAACCACAAGAAGUAUGGGAAAUUCGAGGAGCCGAUAUCACUAUAUCGCCGGUAUAUAAGGCUGCGUGUGGAAAAGUGGAUCGUGAUAAAGGGGUUUCACUUAGAUUUCCUCGAUUUUUACGUGUUCGCGAAGAUAAAAAAAUAGAAGACACAACUACUAGCCAACAACUCGUGGAAAUGUAUUAUAAACAGACUAAAGAGCAUAAUGUGGCCGAAGAUGAUGAAUUAGACGAAGUUUUGGAAGAAAUAGAAGAUGAUGAAGUAGAUUAUGAUGAGGAGGCCGAUACAAUCAACUCUCUCAUCGUAGGCACCGGGUAG